Molecule: messenger RNA, 565 nt
Organism: Cylicocyclus nassatus
Lineage: Eukaryota; Metazoa; Nematoda; Chromadorea; Rhabditida; Strongylidae
Source: the annotation of a GenBank genome assembly
CCUGGAACUGCUUUCAAAAUCAACGGUAAAUUCAGUCAGGGAGAAAUUAUUGCCGACAACGGUGGAGUGAAAACAGCCUACAAGGCCUACAAAGCUUAUCUGCAAAAACUUGGGAGAGAAGAAGAAAGAAUUAAAUGUGUGGAACAAUUUAACAACGAGCAAAUGUUCUUUUUGGGCUAUGCUAUGGUCAGCUGCGAGCAUUUCACUAAAGACGCCCUGUUUGUUCGUCUUCGUCACGAUCCGCACCCUCCACAACGCUAUGAAGUCAACCAAGUGCUAGCAAAUCAGCCCGAAUUUGCUGCUGCUUUUAAAUGUGACGUGGGCAGUGCCAUGAACCCUGCUGAACGCUGCGUUGUAUGGUAAAUUAAAACUGCAACAUCAAGACUCGUGUUCAGAAGCCCAUGUUUACUACAUAACAAAAUCAGAAUCAAUGAUGUCGAAGAGAACUAGUGGUGUAUAUGUGCAAGCAGGAACCUAUUUGGCUUAAACCUGAAAAUUCUCACUUCAAAAUAGUACUGUUGAUUAUUAGGAUGAUGCAAAAUCAAUACAUGUUCCUCCCACCGCG